AUGGAGGUGAGUCGAUGAGAAUUAUGGAAAUUCAAUGGAAGAUUUAGUUUCGAAGCGUUGCUUACAUAGACUUUGUGCUAGAGGAGGCAGCUGAGGAAGCCGCCGAGAGGCAGAAGUGAGCCAUUUUUUGAGGAUUCGUACUGAAUAAUCGUCUAAAAGACUUUUGUAAAAAUUUUUUAUCGCUUUCCUAGUUUUUUGAGCUAUUUUGCGAUGUAACGAUGUUACGCAUUUUUGCGAUGUGUGUCCAGAUAUUAAUUUCGAGUCGCCGAUCAAGCUCCGCCCCUAAUGACGCGAAAAACCAAUCAGAGAGCGAGCCACCUACAGAGCGUUUUUGGAUGACGUCAUUCUAAUUGACAGCCAAAAUUUGAACCGAUUAUGACGUCAUUCGAAAACGCUUUUUGUAUGGCUCGCUCUCUGAUUGGUUUAUCUCUCUAUGAGGGGCGGAGCUUGAGUGAAGUCCUGUCUUUCAAAACCUGAAUAGACUAUACCAAUUUUCUCAAGCAAUUUUCAGACUUUUUUUUCCAAAAUUUACUUCUAAAAAUCUCGUCUUAAGAUACGUUGAGAAAUUUGAGAAAAAAGGUGAAAGUAAAUUGAAGAUGUCACUCAAGGACACUUAGCAGCCCUAAAGAGAACACUUGAAGUUUUUUCGCUCAUUAAAAUAGCUUUUAACGCGGGCUAAAAACACGAUUAUAGCUGAAUUUACAACUGGCUUGAGCAUCCAAAUAAGGGUCCCGACACGAUAAAAAAAAAAGAGAUAUUAUCUGGUCGGUGGAGAGCGCAGACAGGCCACGCCCCUUUGAAAAGGUCCUGACACGAUAAAAAGAGACAGUACCUGGUUUGUAGAGAGCUAGCCGUGAUUAGACUAUAUACUUCGUUUUCGAGUGUCUGCGUCUCUCUUUUCCCUCACCGGCACGGUCGGAGUAAAGUGAAAAUAGCACGCCAAUUUGAGAGGGUCGCCGAGAGACGAGGAGGGCGCAGAGAGGCUUGAGACAUUAUAGAAAUGAAAAUAAAAUUUUAUAAAAAAACAGGAAAAAGCCGGAAAAAGCCGGAAAGGUUCUUAGAAUAUGAAAAAAGGGAAAAUUCGUUUUUCAUCGAUAAUCGAGUUUUUUUCAGACAAGAAGGCGGUGCGCUAUCGGCUAUGAUUUAUAAUCCGGAUCCGGAACUCAAAUUCGAAAUACCAGACAACGAUGAAGACAUAAUGAAAGAAGUCAUGAUUUUCGCGAAAAGGGUCCUCCCUUACUUGUAGUUCGUUUUUUUUUUCAGUUUUCAAAAUAUGCUUUUUGGUGUUUAGGGGUUUCAAUAGGGAACAAAUAUUGUGAGAAAAAAAAAAUCAAAAUUUCAAGAUAUUCUGCUCACAUGUGCUUCGAGGUCCGUUGAAUCCAAAAAAAAAAGAAAAUCACGUUUUUUUCCGCUUUUUUGGCCGAGUGAUAGCACCAAAAAGAAAUGCGUGUACUGAUAUUACUUGCGGAAAGAUCUUUUGUCGGGGGGAACGGCUUGGUAAAGUGGCUAGCGUUCCUGAACGCGAGGCCAGCGGUUCGAGUUCGACACCUUUCGGGGGAAUUUAUUUUUGCCAUUUUUUUUGGAUGGAAAGCUUUUGAAAUUGCCAUGAUGGAAUUAUUGGAACUUAAAAAAACUUCUAAUUCAUUUUUUUGAGUGAUUUUUGUCGCAAAAUUUUAAUUUUUUCAUUCUAGUUAUUUUUCACUAGUCAAAAGUAUAUAAUAGAAAUUUUAUGACGGAAAAAGACGGUAAAACCAGGAAUUUCCAGUAGUUUUUCUUGCUCCAUCAUCAUAAUUUCAACAGGUUUCUUAUGGAAAAAUAACGGAUUUAGAAAAAAAAAUGCAUUCUUAUGUAGUAAAAGGAUCCUUAUCAAAAAAAUCACUCUUUUAAAAAAAGUUUUAACUGAAGAAUUAGAAUGUAUGAGAUUGAAGAAGAAGUGAAAAACUUUAUGAACCUCAAUUUUAUAGGUACUCGAAAUUCAAUGAAAUAUUUCUUUCAUUUUCAGUCCAAUUACGGGAUGUUUCUCUAACGGCAGUCGUCCAGUGGAGUUCUUCAUGAACAUCAUCUCCUAUUAUCUGAAAGAUGAUGAACACUCGCAGUUCUGUCGGUGUAUUGUAAGGAGUCUGAAAAUACAGGGCGCGUCAUAAGUAUAGAGACUUUUUCUUCGAAUUAUCCAUGUAUGCUUAUGACGCACACUGUAGGUUUCACCAACAAUGAACCAAGAAGCUUCAAAAGCUUCCAAUUUUUACAGCGAGGGAGGCGGGGCAGGGGGCGAGACGCGGUUCUUGGCACGAGUUCAAUUCAAUUGCCGCUGACUAUUUAAAAAAACUCGGCAACCGCUCUUUCUUUAUUUGUUCUACUAUUUUUCAAUGCGCACAUGAAAAAAAUCAAGAAAUAACUUCAAGAGAACUGAAAAGAGCGAUAAACGAGCUCUCCAAAUAGUCGCUGGCGGUUAAAUUGAACUCGUGCCAAGAACCGCGUACGCACACGCUACGCGUCCCGCCUCCCUCGCUUUUUAAUUCGGGAAACAUUGACUAUACUUUUAAAACGUGACCGUCUGAACACACUAUAGAAACCUAUAAAUGUGUCAUUUUGAGAUCGAGAACGGCCCUUACAAGUACUUCAUUGAAUUCUCCCAGUACCCACUCAUCCGCCAGCAUUUCCUAUUUCACGAGAGACGCGACGGCAGAUUCUUCAGAAGGGUCAGAAAAUGGAUAGCAACGAAAGAUAGCCGAUAAAGAAAGUUCUGAUGAUUCGGAGCAGAGAGGGACAGAAUUUAGAGUUUUUCGAUAUCUUAAAAAUAUACAGCUGGCUUCGAAAUAUUGAGAGAUGUUGAAAGCACUGCCAGUGACCACUUAAGGGUCCUGGCACGAUAAAAGAAGAGACAAUGUAUGGUUGGUGGAGAGCGCAGACAGGCCACGCCCCUUUGCGUUCCAAGCUAACCUUGAACCGGUUAUAAUUUUUUUUUUUCAAAAACCUCAAUUUGAAAAUAAAGUUCCGUCCAUCUCUGAUAUGGUUGAAGCACCCCCAGUGAUCACUUAAGGGGAUGUCGAGGCAUUUUUAGUGACCACUUUAGCAGCGUCAGCAUUCUUAAGUGAUCCCUAGGAAUGCUUAGAAACAUCCGGUUUGCGUUACCGAGACUCGAGAAAAUCUCUUUUUUUUCCAAAUGUAGAUAUGCUCCCAUGUGUCCCACUACAAGAUUCAGAUUUUUUAGACCACAUUAAAGGAUUUUUGACCCCUUUUCUACUAAUAUGAUUAAAAAGGCCAUUUUCUGUUGGAAUAAGGGGAGAAAAAUAAAAGAAAUACAAGUUUUGAAAAUGCCGGAUUUCGAAUUUGCUUGAUUUUUUCAGACUUCCUGGCGUUAGAAAAAAGUCGAUUUUCAGUUCAUCGAACCUUCUUUAUCGGCUGUACUUUAUUGGUUGCCGACUCUCUGGCUAGAAUGAAAAUGUGAUUUUCAGGUUCACGAGGAUGUAUUCCCGAACUGGAGACUUAUCGGUUAUGGGAAUCCAUCCGAUUCUGAUCAAGAACAAAUGGAACUAGAUGAUUGUGCGUUUGUUUUUUUCACCAGAAAGGGAUAAUAUUGACCCAAGUUAGGAAUUUUGAACUUGAACUUGAAUAGAAUGACUGUAAAUAGAGAAAUAUCGAUCGAGAAGGUCUCGCUAGGCUUUAUCGUUGCCCUAUAAGAAAUAGAGAAAAAGAAGUGAUUGCUUUGGGGCUUUUCAUUGUCCUAUUUGAAAGAGGGCACGCCCAGUUGCCCGGUCCAGUUUAUCCCGCCCGAUUCUGAGCAUAUUGAUCCGAGUUAUGAAUUUUUUGAAGUUGAAAUUGAAUAGAACGACUAAAAGUACCACUAACAAGGAAAGGGAUUUUACGCAACGGUUGGGAUUUUUCUGGAAAUCGAUCAGAACACUCUCAGAUGUACCAAAAGUAGAUUCUGAAAGUUUAAACCUGAAAAACUUUCUAGUUUUCCAGAAAAAGGCCUCAAAAUGGCAUAUUUUUACGAAUUUUUAGUUUUCUUUGACUUUGAGGGGUCCUUUCUUGAGAACUAGGUAAUUUUGAAGGUUGAGACUUUGAGAAUCUUGUUCUGGUACAUCAAGAAGAAUCCUAGCCAAUUUUCAGAAAAUUCCCAACCCAAAGUGGAUUUACCUCCCUGUGGGAAAGUAUAUAAAUUCGUUUCUUCAGGACUUGGCUUGGAUCUCGAGUUCAACGAGGCGGUUACAACAGUUUUUGCUUUUGAAUAUUCUACUCAUUAUUGAUCUCUUCGAAAAAAAGUUUGAAUGUUGUUAUUAUGCAUUAUAUUUCGAUUGAAAUUAACCGGAAUAACUUGUCUAAUAUAUUUAUUUUUUUGUGUAGUUUUUGAAUAUAUUUUGUUCUUGUGAAUAUAUUGGGCUCAUGGAAAUCUUAAAGGCAUAGGGGCAGUAAAAAAUGGGGUUUCAGGUGAAAGCAGUAUCUUAUACAGUUUUUCUUUGCGAAUCGAAUGGUGUACUCAAAAAAAUUACAGAUGUGACAACUUUAGAAGAAAAACGCGAUUUUACUUUCCCGCCUUUAAUUUUGAAAAAUGCUUUGGAUCGGUAUACAGACAAAUGUUUACAGUAGCGGUGCACGCGAUGUUGCGGACGUCUCAUUAG
Molecule: messenger RNA, 4622 nt
Organism: Caenorhabditis auriculariae
Lineage: Eukaryota; Metazoa; Nematoda; Chromadorea; Rhabditida; Rhabditidae
Source: the annotation of a GenBank genome assembly